This is a messenger RNA of Triticum dicoccoides, 3211 nucleotides long. RefSeq lists its product as uncharacterized. The record is from RefSeq and is a predicted model, not a curated record. The coding region runs from base 1593 to 2912 and encodes 439 amino acids. NCBI's taxonomy places the organism in Eukaryota, Viridiplantae, Streptophyta, Magnoliopsida, Poales, Poaceae. The transcript has 5 exons.
UUGAAACUAUUUAUUUCAUUGCAUACUCUGAAUUCAGUGGUCUGUCGAAGGCUCGAAGAAUAACACUUUAUAGUUUAAUAUCAUCAAUUUUUUAUGUUCCGUAGGAGUUUAGUGGUGCACUAUCUUAAUUCUGAACCUGUGUGCAUCAUUGCACUGAGCAGAAAAUAAGUUGUAGAAAACUAUUUGAUCGAUCAUAGAAUUUAAUAUUGGAAACUAAAUUUGUGGAAUUUGUUGUUAUAAAAUAUAUAGUACGUAAUGCCAAUUUAAAAACAAAAUAAAACCCCUUCACAAAUUUGCAUCUAUUUCCAACUUUUUUGUGGGGACAUCUAUAACUAAUAUUACAUUGCAAAAAUGGAGGGGCGCAGCAACGCGCGCCAUCAAUGGUCUAGUAUACCUAAGAAGUUGGUCUACUAUCAGCCAUGCAUGCAUGCACGUCAUCUUUUUUACCCUGCACGCCCGCACACUCAACCAUCAAUCGUGUGUGCCUGCCUGCCUUCCCUACAUGGGCAUCACAUCGUUUGGCUGGAUAUGUUCCUUCAGUUUCUCAUCGGGCCGCUUCCUUUAUUCUCCAUAAUAAUAGCGUCCUUUAGUUUUUUCCCAAUGGCCCAUCGCACCACCUGCGGGCCCAUGGAGAUAAUUAUUUUUCGCUGGAAGAUCAACCAACCGUGCUCUCCUUGACUAUCCGCCUCCAUACGUUUAUCUGUUCCCAUUCUCUCGCCCCUCGCUUGAUCUCCUUUACCAGAAGCUCCGACGAUUUCUGCGGCUCGCCCUUUUUGGUGGUUGUCCACACCAUCCAUCGUUUACUGGGAUCAACGCAUAAUCCCCGCGAUGUCAUCUAUCUGCCGCCAUUCAGGAUCGAAGCUGCAGCCCACCGGCCGGCGCCAAAGGUUAUUCUCAAUAGUCAAUAUCACAGUACUCUACCCGUGAGGAUCUCUGCCGCCGCACAUCGUCGUUCCUAUCGCCCACUACAUCUGAAUGAACUCCUACGCCAGCUUAGCAACUACUGCCUGCUGGGACGAUUAAUCUUUCUACUCGUGUCUUGGUCUACACGAUUUUCUUUCUUGAUCAGCAGUUCGUCUAUCUCUCCCACUGAUGGAUUUUAGAGUGGCCAGGUCGAUUUUGCACAACUGAACCUUUUUUCUCUGCCUUAUCUUCCAGGUAUAUAUUUAUGUGCUGCUUUAUGCCGAUGGGGAUUUCCUUAUCUUGGAAAAGUGUAAUGUAGGCAAAUAGUUCUGGGGGAUUACAAGGUCAACUGCUCAAUUCAUAUGGAUACGGUUCAGCAUCUACAGUGAAAUCACAAGGGAGGAGGGGCAUCAAGGUAGGCGACAUAGUUGCUGCUGAGAGACCAUAUAACUCCAACUCUGUGCUAAAUCUGCAGUUCUGCAUGGACGUUCGGGGCAAGAAUGAGAACUGCCGCUAUAGCCAUGCCUCACUAUCCUGCAGCACAAUUGUGGAGAAUCACCUUAGUUUAAUUUUUCUCACCAUGCUUCACUUCCAUUCAGUGUAGUGGAUUCUAGCUAUUUGAGAGGGUUCAUGUGAAUUUCAUGAGCAUUAGUACUUAGUGAACCGAACAACAACUCCAGAACAUAGUGAUGCCUUCUGCCAUGGCUGCGUGCCCAAGGAAACGCCGCCACUCUAUGGUGGUUACGUCAGAUCAUGUCAUGGUGGUACCCUACAACUCUCCAUGGGCGUCAUCACUGCAUGCCGAUUUGCUUCUGCUGGUAGCUUGGCGCCUUCUGGAUGGUGACUUGAUGGACUAUGUUCGCCUUCGAGCUGUGUGCAAAAAUUGGCGGUACGCCACUAUUUGCCCACGCGGUCGUGGCAUCACCGAUUCUCGUUUCCACCCGCGCCGUUGGAUGAUGUUGCCCGAGGGUCACGGUCUCCACCCUGGCCACUACAAGCUCGGGGGGUUUGUUCGCUUUCUCAACCUUGACACGGGGACAUUGGUCCGUGUCAAGCUCCCGUUGUUCAAGAACCACUGCAUUCUUGACUCAGUCAACGGCCUCCUCCUCCUCCAGAGGGACGAGGACUCUGCCAUUCUCCUCCUCAACCCUUUCACUAGUGACAUCACUGAGCUCCCACCACUCUCCACCCUCCUCACGCAAGUGGUGAAACAGUCUGAGAUCACAGUUGGCCUAUGCUACUGCUAUCUCCUCAAACAUGGCAUGUCUACUGCUGUCUUCUGCAACAAUGACGGUACCACCACCGUCAUGAUUAUCUUGCAUCAUUUAUCACAGUUGGCCUAUGCUACCUCCCAAGACAAGCAAUGGAUCAUGGCGAGCUGGGAUCUUCCGUUAAACAUGAAAGCUUUGUCAUGUCAAGGCAAGUUAUACUUGGUGCAGUAUCCUGCAUCUCAUGGUUCACAGGUUCUUCAGAUUGACCCACCCUUGCAGGUUGGUUCGCCGCCACCACGGCCAAAGUUAAUUGCCACAUGCCCAACAAAUAAACUUGUCUAUGGUUAUCAUCUGGUAGAAUGUGACUCGAACAUCCUUCUUGUUUGCCAUACCGAUGAUUCUCGAUCACCCAUUUUGAUUUACAACCUUGAGAAUAUUACUGCGGGAAGGUUUACCCCGGUAAGAAGCAUUGGAAAGCAUGCCCUCUUCCUCGGAGAAAGGAGUCUGAGUGUCUCCUCUAAGGCAUUGCCUACUAUCAUGGCUGAAACUGUCGUCUACAAAGAACCAAGGGAGCAUCGCUUUGUGCAAUACCACCUCGGUACUGGCAAUUGGUCUGAACCAGUUGACGAAUGUGGCAUCUAUGGAUAUAGCCCCGGUCCUCAUAGCCUCAUCCAACAUAUCAUUACUUGUUGCAUUCGUCGUGCUUGGAACAAAGGGUUGAUAUAUUCUGAAGCGGAAGCGUAUAAGCCUGGAUGGCUCACCUGGAAGGUUAAGAGAAAGUUUCGCCAUUGGUCUUAAAGUGAUGCAAAAGCAUGUCAAUGGAUUUCAAUUCUCCUGGGUUUUACACAGAUGAAUGAACAAGAGAGGAGAGCUUAGUUAUUUUAAAAAUACCUUUGUCACCGUUUCCUUGUUACAACAACUCAUUCCCGCGGUGCCUAUCGUUACUUUGAGACAAAUAAAUGAACUUUGAUACUUGUAGCCAUGUAGCGCACAAACAAACUGUGCACUCAUGAAAGAUACAAGUACAUUGCUUGCUAUAUAUGAAUAUCCUACAUGAUCAUGAAGUGUAUUAUUGGACAUAGGGAAUUAUUACAACA